GGUUGCUAUGCCAGGUCUGGAUCUGCAGCAAGGAGCAGGGAGGGAUCAGGUCGUCGUCCCCUCCCCAAAUGCUGAGCAGAUUCUGAUCCUUGCAGAUCCAUUCUACUUUCAAAAGCACACAAUCCAGGGAGAGGCCUAGCUGAGAAGGGUGUCAUUCAUUCCCACCAUUUUCUGUUGGAAAAAAUCACCGACCAAUCAGCUGAUAUGAAAAUGGAGGACCAAGGUACCACAGUAGGGGGAUCACCAGUGGGGGUAGUACAACCCCCUCACGUCCUCCAAGCUGGCAGUAUUGGGGUUUUCCUCCAAAGGAUACCAGGGGAACAAGUUAAAGAGGAAUCAGUUAAAGAGAAGGGUUCACUUCAGCAAUGGGAAACCCAGUGGCAGGAGUUCCUUAGGACCAUAGAGUCCCCUACUUCACAUUGGACAAUUCCACUAUGGCCUAAAAAAUCUUCACCCUGGGAAGAUGCCAAGGCCUUUCUGGCCUCCUUUGAGCAAGUGGCCGAAGCCUGUUGGUGGCCCAGAGAUGACUGGGUGAUCCGACUCCUGCCGGCCCUCAGCGGAGAAGCUGCAAAGGCCUUUAACAAUCUCAGUGCCAAAGACAAAGAGGAUUAUGGGAAGGUGAAGACAGCCAUCUUGCGAGGGGACGCCCUGAGCCAGGAGAAGCAGCGCCAACAGUUCAGGCGUUUCUGCUACCAAGAGACUGAGGGGCCGCGAGGGGCUUACAGCCGAUUGCGGGAAAUGUGUCGUGGGUGGUUGAGAGUGGAGAAUCACAGCAAGGAGCAGAUUCUGGAACUCUUGAUCCUGGAGCAGCUGCUGAGCAUUCUGCCCCCUGAUAUCCAGAGCCAGGUGAGGGAGAGAGGCCCCGAGAACUGUUCUCAUGCAGUGGCCCUGGCCGAGGAGUUCCUCUUCAAGCAGGAGAAACAGGUGCCUUUGGAGGAGGCAGCUGGAAGUGUCUCCAAGGCAGGCUGGGCUUUGUCUGAGAGUGAGCAGAGGCAGCUUUCAGGGGAUAUCAAGGAAGAGCCGGAUGGACAGGCAAACCUGAUAGCAGGUGAUGUACAGGAAAAUGAAAAUGAUAUGGAACUCCAGGCUUUAUCAUUGGACGAAGUUAAGAAUGAAGAUUUGAAAAUAAACUUUGGACCAAAGAAGCAUGAUGGGAAUUGCACAACUGAGUGGAAUGAGAAUCUCAUUUCUUGUCAAGGAGGGGAAUUCCAGGAAAUCCCAAUCCAAGAAGAAAAGGCAACACAGAAUGGAAGGACCAAAGGUCUCACAGCUCACCUGAAAAUCCACAAAGGGGAAAAUCAAAAGGAAACUGUGGAGUUUGGGAAGAGCAUUAGUCAGAACGUCAAUCUUGUUGCACGUCAACAAAUCUGUUCAACAGAUAAACCAUAUAAUUGUUCACUGUGCGGAGAGAGCUUCAGUUGGAGGAUAGCUCUUACUUGGCAUCAAAGAAUUCACAAUGGGGACAACCCUCCCAAAAUUCCAGCAUGUGAAAACAGCUAUAGUGGGCUAUCACAUUAUGAAGAGCAUCAGAUGAUCCCCACAGGAGGGAAACCAUCUCAGUGCUCAGAAGUUGAAAAGAGUUUCAGUGACCAUGUAAGCUUAACUGCACAAGAAAGAGCAGGUGCAGUAGAGAGACCUUAUGAAUGCCCAGAGUGUGGAAAGAGGUUUCGUUGGGCAUCACACCUUCAGCAGCAUCAGACACUUCACACAGGGGAGAAACCAUAUGAGUGCUCAGAGUGUGGGAAGAAGUUUACCCGGACAUCAACCCUGCGACAGCAUCAAAGAAUCCACACUGGAGAAAAACCUUAUGAGUGCUCCGAGUGUGGACAGAAAUUCAGUUUCAGUUCUCUCCUUCAACGGCAUGAAAAGAUCCACACUGGAGAGAAACCGUAUCAAUGUGCAGAAUGUGGGAAGGCCUUCCGUCACUGCUUAAGCCUCACAGUGCAUCAAAGAGCGCACACAGGGGAGAGACCUUACACAUGCUCAGAGUGUGGAAGUAGUUUUAGUCGCAUAACACACCUGCAACAACAUCAAAAUAUCCAUACAGGAGAGAAACCUUAUGAGUGCUUAGAGUGUGAGAAAAAAUUCUGUUCCCCAUUUCAUCUUCAACAGCAUCAAAGGAUCCACACGGGGGAGAAACCUUAUAAAUGUUUAGAGUGUGGGAAAAGUUUCAGCCACUGCAUAAGCCUCACUGCGCAUCAGACAACUCACACAGGGGAGAAACUUUUCCAGUGCUCUGAGUGUGGAAAGAAAUUUAAUUGGAUAUCAUCUUUGAGAAAGCAUCAAAGAGUCCACAUGGAGGAAAAACCUGAGUGCUGAAAGAGCUUCAGUUCCCCAUCCCACCUUCAAUGGCACUAGAGAAUCCACAGGGGGAAAGACCACAAUAAAUGUUCAUAGUCUGGAAUAAUGUAAGAUGGGACCUAAGACUUCAGCAGCAUCAAAGGAUCCACAGUUUUCUGCCUAAUUGAACCUUGUGAAGCACCAAGUUCAUUCUGGAGAAAAGGCAUGUAAACGUUACAUGUGUGGAAAAGAACAUCUUGGCUGUCCUUAACUAUCAAAGAACUCAUAUGAGAGGAACUGUGAAAGUGCUCCACAUGUAGGAUUGACUUCUCUCAGUGCAUGCUUAUUUAUUUUUUUAUUUGUAGGCCCCCCCCCCCCCACCAUCUUACUGGGACUCAAGGCAGAUUCCAUAGGACAAGUCAAAGGAGCAAGAGGCAUCCAACAAACAGUGCAAGAGGACCAGGAUCCCAACAAUUAGAAAAAUUGUGAAAAAAAAUCAGAUAUCAUCUAUAUAAAUGAAAGCCUUUUGUCUAUGCAACUGCAUUUGUAGCAGGCAUAAUUCAUCAGAAAAUAAACCAAGAGCCUCAGAAUUGGCUACUGGGUUCAAGAUGA
Messenger RNA from Sphaerodactylus townsendi, 2892 nucleotides. RefSeq names its product zinc finger protein 436-like. Gene Ontology annotation, molecular function: DNA-binding transcription factor activity, RNA polymerase II-specific; RNA polymerase II cis-regulatory region sequence-specific DNA binding. The record is from RefSeq and is a predicted model, not a curated record. The transcript is spliced from 4 exons. Gene Ontology annotation, biological process: regulation of transcription by RNA polymerase II. Bases 205 to 2319 code for a protein of 704 amino acids. NCBI's taxonomy places the organism in Eukaryota, Metazoa, Chordata, Lepidosauria, Squamata, Sphaerodactylidae.